AUGGGAGCCAUCGAUCCUGUGCAAAUGACACAGCAGGCACCCCAUCAGGAAAUCUUGUACGUCUCUGGAUGGGCUUGCUCUUCCGUUUUGACCAGCACAAAUGAGGUGUCGCCCGAUUUUGGUGACUAUCCUUACAACACAGUCCCUAAUCAAGUACAACGUCUCUUCAAAGCACAGCAACUACAUGACAGGAAGCACUACGAUGCAAGAAGGAAGAUGUCUGCCGAAGAGAGGAAGACGACGCCAUACACUGACUACCUUCGACCGAUUGUCGCGGAUGGUGAUACUGGACAUGGUGGUCUUUCGGCAGUCUUGAAGCUAGCCAAACUCUUUGCCGAGAAUGGUGCUGCGGCUGUCCACUUCGAGGAUCAAUUGCACGGAGGCAAGAAAUGCGGUCACUUGGCAGGCAAGGUUUUGGUCCCCGUCGGCGAACACAUCAAUCGCCUUGUUGCCACACGCUUCCAGUGGGAUAUGAUGGGUUGUGAAAACCUGGUCAUUGCACGCACAGAUUCAGAGAGCGGCAAACUAUUGAGCAGCGCCAUCGACGCCCGCGACCACGAAUACAUUCUCGGUGUGACAGAGGAUAUCGAGCCUCUGGCAGAGACUCUUCAAGUGAUGGAGAUGAAGGGUGCAAGCGGUGCAGAGAUUGACGCCUACGAGGCCAAAUGGGUCAAGGAGCAUAAAUUGGCUCGAACAUCCGACUCGGACAAGGUCGCAAAAUACGAGAGCGAAAUAUCUGCAAACCGUAACCGACCUCUGAAUAGCCGGCGCCAGCUUGCUGCAUCCAUCGCGGGCUCUCCUGUCCAGUUCAGUUGGGACGUUCCGCGUACGAAAGAGGGCUUCUACCACUACCGCGCCGGACUUCCCGCAGCAACGAAGCGUGCCAUUGAAUUUGCUCCAUUCGCUGAUCUGUUGUGGUUGGAGACUGCAGACCCAAGUGUGAAAAAGGCAGCAGGCUUUGCCAAGGAGAUCAGAGAGGUGCAUCCUGAAAAGAAGCUCGUUUACAACCUCAGCCCUAGCUUCAACUGGAUGGGACACGGUUUCACCGAGGACCAGCUGAAGAAUUUCAUCUGGGAUCUGGGCAAAGAAGNNGGUGAAUUUGUUCUUCAGCUCAUCUCUCUGGCUGGUCUGCACAGUACCGCCACGAUCACCAACGAGCUCGCCAAGGGCUUCAAGACCGAUGGCAUGCUGGCAUAUGUGAAUCUGGUCCAGCGUCGUGAGCGUGAACUUGGUUGCGAUGUACUCACACAUCAGAAAUGGAGCGGUGCAAGUUACCUCGACGGUAUUCUGGGCAGUAUCCAAAGUGGUAGCAGUAGUAGUAAGAGUAUGGGUGAGGGUAACACGGAAGGAAGUUUCUAA
Aureobasidium vineae is the source of this 1359-nucleotide messenger RNA. Lineage: Eukaryota; Fungi; Ascomycota; Dothideomycetes; Dothideales; Saccotheciaceae. The record is from the annotation of a GenBank genome assembly.